AGCCUCGGCGGCGCCACCCGCCCCUUCCCGCCUUCCCCCGCGGCGGCGCAGGACAGCAGCGGCAAGAUGGCGCAGCCGCCGGUUCUCCUCAAGGACAUGAAGCUUAUGGACGUGAAGCUGGGCCAGCUGCCCAGCUGGCUGGCCAUGAGAGACUUCACCCCCGGCGGCAUCUUGGGGGCCGUGCGAAGAGGUUAUGAUAGAUACUACAAUAAAUAUAUCAAUGUCAAGAAAGGGGGCCUCGGUGGGAUCUCCAUGGUGCUGGCUGGUUACGUUGUCAUCAGCUACAUCUGGAGCUACAGUCACCUGAAGCACGACCGCCACAGGAAGUACCACUGAAGCGCGAAGGUGCAGCUCUUGAACAGACUGGACCCCUGGAACAGUUACCCUGACAGAAGACAUCAGAACUAUUCAUGUUAAAAUCUGUACUAUUAUGACCAAUAAUAAAGUGCAUACACUUUACAUCUACUGA
Calidris pugnax (ruff) is the source of this 469-nucleotide messenger RNA. Its product is annotated as ATP synthase subunit f, mitochondrial-like. The transcript is spliced from 4 exons. NCBI's taxonomy places the organism in Eukaryota, Metazoa, Chordata, Aves, Charadriiformes, Scolopacidae. Gene Ontology annotation, molecular function: proton-transporting ATP synthase activity, rotational mechanism. The record is from RefSeq and is a predicted model, not a curated record. Gene Ontology annotation, biological process: proton motive force-driven mitochondrial ATP synthesis. Bases 67 to 336 code for a protein of 89 amino acids.